Geodia barretti is the source of this 2646-nucleotide messenger RNA. NCBI's taxonomy places the organism in Eukaryota, Metazoa, Porifera, Demospongiae, Tetractinellida, Geodiidae. The record is from the annotation of a GenBank genome assembly.
AUGACGUAAAGUGUGACGACGCGAGAAGACACACGACGACAGUCUUCUUGUCAGGCCUAGGCUGAGUCGGUUGUGUGCAGCGAAUAGGUGGCGAAGAUGGCCUGAAUAGCAGGAUGAGAGUCGCUCUACGCCCAGGGAUAGCAGAAUCCGCAGAUUUCCGCAGAGCAUCCCUGAACUAAGGUUGUUUGUUUGCUGAGCGAUAACGUCACUGUUCUCGGACCGCGUGUUUUCGUCGGCGCCUGGUUUGUUUGUCGGAAGUAUUCGAGUUGGUAGAUCGUUUCCACAGCACCUCCAUGGUCUAUAUAGCAGUUUUGACAGGCUGAAGGCGAUCCUUACCAUCCAACUGGGAAAAAACUUGCACAUCAACAAACCGAAGACUCCUCGGUCGUCAUCAUACGUCAUCCCCGCAAGUCAACACAAAAGACCCGAAUUUGUAGGGGCAAUUAUGACUACGGAAAUCGAGAUAGACCUGCCCACGGGGCUUCCUAAACUAUCGAUCGAGCUCCUGCCCGACGGCGAGGAGGAAGAAAGACGUUGGAGCAAGUACCCUCGCCACGAUCAUUGUAACCGUCUUCCCGUGCGUCAAGAAGUCAUGGCACAGGCUGCUAAGGUCCCACGUCACAAGUCGACAACUCUCCAGCAGAUGGCAGGAGAGGUGGAGGCUACGACAGGCGUGGACCUCAGACACAGCUCCUCCUCCCCAGAGUGUCGACAGCGGAGUUACUCCAACAACAUGGGGUCCACUGUCGGAGGGGGAGGGGGCGGAGGGUUCAAUCGCCACGCCAAGCAGAGGUCAAGUCUCUACAUCAAACUUCGCCGGACGCCCACCGCUCCCUAUAGACUGAGCAUUCUGAACGAGAACAACGGGACUGGAAGUGGCAAUGACACAGGUGUCCACACUACGCCAGUGGCUGGGCCCGACCACCCAGAGAGCCAGUUCAGCUUCCCUGACGGCCUGUCUCCAGCCAGACAGUCUUCCUCUACUCCAGACCUGUUUGGCAAAGCCAGUCCUGAGGACUCCACUCCUCCAAUCUCCUCUCCCUCAACUGCCGCCAAGAGGCUGGGUGCCGCAGGUCGCCGUAACUCCUUCCUCUAUGAAACUGAUGACGACACUGCACUUCCCGCUUCCUCCUUGUCCAGCCAUAUGGAGGAAACUUUUGUCACUCCAUUUGCACAGAUCUUGGCCACAAUGCACAAGGUGCGACAGAGUUUCAUCCACCUCAUGAACCUACCGGAGGACACACAUCGACACUUUCACCACAAACCCCUCACCCCUAACCCCCUCUCCAGAAAACCUCCCCUCACUCCUUUCGACAGGAAACUCUCCCUAGACGCCAUCAGACAGCAUGCGGUGGGCACUCUAGAGCAGAUAGACUGGUGUCUACAGCAGCUGGAGGGAGUGGACUCGGCCAAGGCAAUGGGAGGACAACUGGCCCAGGACAAGUUCCACAGACUCCUGUCCAGCAAGCUCUCCAACAUGUCAGAGCACAGCAAGAGUGGUCACCAGCUGGCAGAGUGGGUCCAGGACAUCACAAGGUCCACCAACGAGAGGAACCAGCAGGUGGACAGGGCUCUGAGUCAGGACACGGGAGGAAAGACGGACAUGCAGCCACCUCGACUCUCAGCCUCCAUGUCUCACGACGUCUGGAGGAAGAGGGCCAUGGUCCGCUCCAGCACCGGGACACAGAUACAGCUCCUCAGUGAAGACAGCGAGACAGUACCCACGUUUGGAGUAACAAAUUCAAAGAUGAAUGCUCCCCAGAUGAGGAAGUUUAUGCAGGAGGAGGUGGGGCUGUGGAGUCCAGAUGUAUUCAGACUGGACAUUAUCUCGGCUGGCAACUCACUGGUUUGUGCAGCUUACAACAUCUUCAAGACAAGACAGUUCUCAUGCCUCUUCAAAAUCUCUCCUCCCACUUUCAUCAACUUCAUUCUCGCCAUACAGAAUCGCUACCGCAGCACUAACCCCUACCACAACCACAUACAUGCAGCAGACGUCCUACUGACCACUGACACUCUCCUCAAGGCCAAACCUCUAGAGACGGUUUUCUCUAAGCUAGAGAUGCUGGCGGCCCUGGUGGCCGCGGCGGUCCAUGAUGUGGACCACCCCGGUCGCUCCAACCAGUUCCUCAUUGAGACCAACAACCAACUGGCUCUCCUCUACAAUGAUAACUCAGUACUCGAGAACCACCAUCUCGCCGUCGCCUUCCAGACUCUGGCGGAGCCUGGUUGUAACUUCCUGGAACAGCUGGACAAAGAGCAAACCAAGGCCUUUCGAAAAUGGUCAUUGACAUGGUGUUGGCUACAGACAUGUCAGUUCAUUUCAAGCACCUCGCGGAGAUGAAGACACUCCUUGAGACCAAGACCCUCACCAACGAUGGCAUUCUGGAGCUGGACACUUACAAAGAGAGAUCAGAGGUACUAUAUACGUUGUACAUGUGCAUGUCCACCUCUUGUAUACUAACUGGUAGCCAUGGUUCUACUGGCAUGGCAACCGUGGUUCAGGAUCUCUGAUGGAUCUGUGGCUUUAUUGCACAUAUGCUCCAAAUCCAUACUUGGUGCAUAGCAUGACUUGUACCCUAUAGACGCAGUGUUCUUUCUCUAAUGGUGUUGUGGUAGAGGUGCUUUGUCUUAGGGUUGCAGUGUUUU